AUGAUUGUAGAAAUAACGUCUGUUUUGAAGAAAAGGCCAGUUUUGAAGCCUGAAGAGGAACCAAAGAACCUCUAUAAGCUCAAGUUAGCUAAAACCCAAAAGGAAAAUUGGUUUGUUGUGUACAAACAGAAGGAAGGUCAGGAAGUUCUGAGAAACAUGUUUUUCUUGAGAUUCAAACACUUAUACUCCACUACUGCUCUGAACUCUAUUCUCGGAUUGACUGAAGCUUGUAAAGGCAACACCUCUGCUGAUCAUAAGUAUUUCUUAGUCAUGAUCAAAUGGUACCUCAUGGUCAAAACCACCCUUUAUAAUUUGAUGCUGAAAUUGCUCAAGGUGCAUAAAAGACAACAGUCAUAUUCUCCUUUGGUAUUUGGCACAAAGGGGGAGAUUUUUGGGUUUAAACGUACUGUGUCAAAUGUGUAG
Messenger RNA from Lactuca saligna, 423 nucleotides. The record is from the annotation of a GenBank genome assembly. NCBI's taxonomy places the organism in Eukaryota, Viridiplantae, Streptophyta, Magnoliopsida, Asterales, Asteraceae.